This is a messenger RNA of Drosophila eugracilis, 449 nucleotides long. Its product is annotated as protein new-glue 3. Lineage: Eukaryota; Metazoa; Arthropoda; Insecta; Diptera; Drosophilidae. The record is from RefSeq and is a predicted model, not a curated record. The coding region runs from base 90 to 449 and encodes 119 amino acids. The transcript has a single exon.
AUAUUUGCGAAGUUAUUGUCUUGGCAAGAUAUAAAACUCCCAGGCGAUGGAAUGGCACUUAACAGAUCAACAGCAUCACACAGCACAAGAUGAAGGCAGGACAAUUGGUACUCAGAAUCCUGGCCAUAAGCCUGUGCAUUUGGGCAGCUAGCGCAUCCACAACUACAUCAACAACCACGGAUGCCACAACAACGACUACGACCACCUCAGCAAGUGAUACCACCACCACGACGGAUGCAACUACAACCACCACUGCGUCAUCGUCUUCGUCCUCGAAGGUCCAUCGCAAACGGAUUAGGAUUUCGAACCUCAAGUACUCCAUCAAGCGCAAGGUCCGUGUCAACAAGAACAGCACUUCCAGUUCCAAGAGCAAGUCUAAGAAGUCCAAGUCCAAGCGGCUUAAUGCCCGUCGAAUCCGCAAUCUGCUUAAACGCCGCAUUCAAGGAUAA